GUGUUCUCGCUCGCGAAUACGCUCGUGCUUGCAUUCGGCGAUGCAUUCAAUUGCUCGCAGUGCUCGCACUUGCCGUGUCGGCGUCGCGUCGGAAUUGUCGGCAGUUUCAUGAGCGUAGUGCCUUCGUGUGUCUUGUUUGUGUUUGUGUUGUGUUCCAAGGACUCGAGUACGUGCGUGUGCGUACUUGUGUUGUGUGCUGCUUCUUGAAGACGAAGCUACCGUCGCCUCGACUCCAUCGCCCCUGCUAUAUCGCAGUCGCUUGUCGCGCGAUCUGCAAAAUGUGCAAAACAAACGUACACAAUUAGCAAUAACGAUCGAACGGGCCAACGGGGGAAGUGGAAUAACACUGUGAAAAUUAGAGCAAGUUAGGGACAGACGCGAAAAGGUGUCGCGAGGCGGAAUUCGGUGCUGGUCAAUCGAUAUGACACUCGCGUAACUCUCGCGCGAUCAUGGAUCGCUGCCCUGCCCGAAGAAGAUCGUCGUCCUCGUCGUCGUCGUCGUGGCCGUCGUCGUGGUCGUGGUCGUUGCUGUCGCCGCUGCCGCCGCCGUCGUCAUCCUCAUCUCUGUCAUCGUCGCUCAUAGUAAACACGAUAGAUCGCGACGAUCCGACGGGGCUGGAACAGUGAACGGGGAGGGGAGGCGGUGCGUGUUUCAUUAGCGUACAUAUCAUCGGUAUACCUACUCGUAAUCGGAGAACUUCUCGUUAAAGAAAAGGAGAGAGAGUGGCAAGUUGGAAACAGUGCCGCUGCGUCUCCCAGCAGAGAAUAUUUCGGACGUUGUAUCGAAGGAAAAAUUCAAGUGGUGCUUCCUAUUUUCUCUCGAGUAGACGAAAAACUGCUUGGUUUACUAAUUAAACCGUGUGGCAUUGCUGCAACAAUCCUCCUUAGUGGAUCGAAAACCUCCCUCCUCCCCCCUCCACCAAAAAAAAAAAAAAGAGAACGGGAAGGAAAACAAGAAGAUUUUUGGACGUUCGGUGGAAAAAGGACGGAGGAACGUUCUCAAUCAUAAUUCCAUCGCCGUUCUCGUCGCCGGAAAUCGGAGCAGAGUCGUUUUCGAAUGCGGAGAGUGGCACAAUGGUGAUACGAUCAUAAUUACCAAUUCGCAGCUUGCCACGUGCAAAUGCAAUUGCUCAGAUUUGUCUGCAACCGCGUGAAGACCCUUAAGACUGCCCGUCUCCUUACCAAGUACCCUUUCAAGUACCAUGUGGAAGUAGUAAUCUAUAAAUCCCACUGAAAGGAGGAUGCCAGUAACUAAACGCAUUCCAUAUCCUUCGCGAUCCGACGGCGGUAGUAGCGAGAGCCCAUUGCUCGUGGAAGAAGGUGAGACAGUCGGUGCACCUCACAGUCCACGCAAUAUACACAGUCACAGCCAUUCACAUGGCAAUCCACACCGAUCUCACAGUUAUCAUCAUGAAAAGCCCAAACAAUUAGUGAAAUACGGUGAACUAGUUAUACUUGGGUACAAUGGUUACCUUCCACCUGGUGAUAGAGGAAGAAGGAGAAGUAAAUUCGUAUUAUACAAAAGACCCGUGCCAAAUGGUGUUAAGCGUAGCAAGCAUUACAUCGUUAAAACGCCCCAUAGUUCGCAAGCUAUCCUCAACACGAAACAGCACUCGAUUUCGUACACACUUUCCAGAACACAGGCUGUUAUUGUCGAAUAUACAGAAGAUGAAAAAACGGAUAUGUUUCAGAUCGGUCGUUCGUCCGAAUCGCCUAUCGAUUUCGUAGUGAUGGACACAUGUGCGGGCAGUGGUGAUGGUGGUCUCGCUAAUGAAGGACGUGUCGCUCAAAGCACUAUCAGCAGGUUCGCUUGUCGGAUCCUGGCAGAUCGAUUGGAUCCCAGAAUCGCUAGAAUCUAUGCUGCAGGCUUUGAUAGUUCAAGAAACAUUUUUUUAGGGGAAAAGGCAACUAAAUGGCAAGAGAAUCGCGAGAUUGACGGACUUACGACAAACGGGGUCCUGAUAAUGCAUCCGCGGGGUCAGUUCUGUGGUGGCGAGGCGCAAUGUGGUUUCUGGCGAGAAGUUAGUGUAGGCGGCGGAGUUUUCUCGCUCAGAGAAAGUAGGAGCGCUCAACAGAAAGGCAACGUCGUAGAGGACGAAAGCAAUAUUCUACAAGAUGGUACUCUGAUUGACCUCUGUGGCGCCACUUUACUUUGGCGAUCAGCCGAAGGUCUCGCGAAGUCUCCGACAAAACAAGAUCUAGAGGAAUUAGUUGAUGCUAUAAAUGCCGGCAGGCCACAAUGUCCUGUAGGCUUAAACACAUUGGUUAUACCACGUAAAGCAGCUUCGGAUUCGACGCAGCAGCAGCCAUACGUUUACCUUAAAUGCGGUCAUGUACAAGGGCAUCAUGAUUGGGGCCAGGAAAAGGAUAAAGUUACGAGAAAGUGUCCCAUGUGCCUUGUCGCAGGGACGGUAGUAAAACUGUCUAUGGGAAUAGAGCCUGCCUUCUACGUAGACUGCGGACCGCCCACUUAUGCAUUUAGUCCCUGUGGACACAUGGCUACAGAAAAAACUGUCAAAUAUUGGGAGAAAGUAGCCAUUCCACAUGGCACAAAUGGCUAUAUCGCGAUCUGUCCCUUCUGUGCGAUACCGCUCGAGGGAACGCCAGGAUAUGUAAAACUAAUUUUUCAGGAUAAUGUAGAUUAAAAAUAUAAAAUAAUGGAAACAUGUAGAAAUUAAUAACUUCU
Messenger RNA from Trachymyrmex septentrionalis, 2685 nucleotides. RefSeq names its product protein pellino (gene Pli). The transcript is spliced from 8 exons. Gene Ontology annotation, molecular function: protein binding; ubiquitin protein ligase activity. The record is from RefSeq and is a predicted model, not a curated record. Lineage: Eukaryota; Metazoa; Arthropoda; Insecta; Hymenoptera; Formicidae. Gene Ontology annotation, biological process: protein polyubiquitination; regulation of Toll signaling pathway. Bases 1241 to 2644 code for a protein of 467 amino acids.